Molecule: messenger RNA, 2567 nt
Organism: Grammomys surdaster
Lineage: Eukaryota; Metazoa; Chordata; Mammalia; Rodentia; Muridae
Gene: Rragd
Product: Ras related GTP binding D
Exons: 8
Coding region: 1-1149 (382 amino acids)
Biological process (GO): cellular response to amino acid stimulus; cellular response to starvation; positive regulation of TOR signaling
Cellular component (GO): nucleus; lysosome; Gtr1-Gtr2 GTPase complex
Molecular function (GO): GTPase activity; GTP binding
Source: RefSeq, a predicted model, not a curated record
AUGAGCCAGGUGCUGGGCAAGCCGCAGCCGCAGGGCGAGGACGGCGGCGACGACGAGGAGGAGGAUGAGCUGGUGGGGCUGGCGGGCUACGAGGAUGGGCCCGAGUCCUCGGACGCCGAGCUGGACAGCGGGCCGGAGGAGGGAGUUCUGGACUUCAGUGACCCCUUCAGCACUGAGGUGAAGCCCAGAAUCCUGCUCAUGGGUCUCAGAAGGAGCGGCAAGUCGUCCAUACAGAAAGUUGUCUUUCACAAAAUGUCCCCGAGCGAGACGCUGUUCCUGGAGAGCACCAACAGGAUCUGCCGGGAAGAUGUCUCCAACAGCUCCUUUGUCAACUUCCAGAUUUGGGACUUCCCAGGGCAGAUUGACUUUUUUGACCCUACAUUUGACUAUGAGAUGAUCUUCCGGGGCACAGGAGCACUGAUCUUUGUCAUCGACUCCCAGGAUGACUACAUGGAAGCGCUGGCCAGGCUCCAUCUCACAGUGACCAGGGCCUACAAGGUGAACACAGAUAUCAACUUUGAGGUGUUUAUUCAUAAAGUAGAUGGUCUGUCAGAUGAUCAUAAAAUUGAAACCCAAAGAGACAUUCACCAGAGGGCAAACGAUGACCUUGCUGAUGCUGGAUUAGAAAAAAUUCACCUGAGCUUUUAUCUGACAAGCAUAUAUGAUCAUUCAAUAUUCGAAGCCUUCAGUAAAGUGGUUCAGAAACUGAUCCCACAGCUCCCGACGCUGGAGAAUCUGCUGAACAUCUUUAUCUCCAAUUCUGGAAUUGAGAAAGCAUUUCUAUUUGACGUGGUCAGUAAGAUUUAUAUUGCAACCGACAGCACGCCGGUGGACAUGCAGACAUACGAGCUCGGCUGCGACAUGAUUGAUGUGGUGAUUGACAUCUCUUGUAUCUAUGGCCUCAAAGAAGAUGGAGCAGCCGCCCCAUAUGACAAGGACUCGACAGCCAUUAUAAAACUGAAUAACACAACGGUUCUUUAUUUAAAAGAGGUCACAAAGUUCUUGGCACUCGUUUGCUUUGUCAGAGAGGAAAGCUUUGAAAGAAAAGGACUUAUUGACUAUAAUUUCCACUGCUUCCGGAAGGCCAUCCACGAAGUCUUUGAGGGCUAUUCCCUGACAGCCUCUGUCAACAGGCUGGAUGGAGGUUGACUGCUUUUAAGAGUAACACCACCACCCCCCACCUCCUGCGCCCUGACAAAGACACCGAGAGUGAGAAGCACACUUUGCUUUUUUUGAGAGAGGGGGUCUGAGGUAACCCAGACUGGCCUCAGACUUGCCAAGUAGCCAAGGAUGCUCUCCAGUUUCUGAUCCUUCAGCCUCCGCUUUCUCUAAGUGCUGACAUUAUAGGAAUGCACCACCAUACUUGGCUUGAACCAGUGCUGAGAAUUGAACCCAGUGCUUUUUGCAUGUGAGGGCAAGAAUUCUACCAAGCUAGUAUCCUCUAGCUCGCUUUCUUAAUAGCUUUUUUAAUAAAGAAUUUCUCUUGAAUAGACAAAGAAUUGAAUUUUUAAUAAGACUUUAGUUUUGAGAUAAGACACUUGCUUGUCUGAUAAACCACAUAAAAUUAGCAUGUCUAACUGGCGCUUCCAUUCUGAAGCUGGUUAUAGAAUGGGUUUUUUUGUUGAAAUGUGCCUUAAAAGCCUAUCACUUUAAGAGCAUGUGAUUCUCUGAGGAUAGGCAAAAGUCCUGUGACGUAGGGCCCACGUUCCUGAUCAUAAACGCACUCUUUAGUCACAACCCUGAUUACUGCCUCGAGCCUGGUGUGACAGUGACCUCUUGAAGAUGUCUGAAUGGUGAAGUUUCUGUCUGUGACUAGAAUCGCAACAUGUCUUCAUAUUUGUUUUGUAUUUUAUCUUAGAUUUGGGAGUUAGCUUAAUGAACUGUAGAUCUGUGUUUAUGCUCAAACGUAACUAUAAACAGAAAGGUCAAACUCUUGACUACGGUGGCUUCAAUAGAACAUGUUUGUUUGGUUUUAGGAGUUGAGCACUUGAGGAUUUAUAGAACAGGCAGGCUUUUGCUCUUUGAAUCAAGUAUAACUUCUGUGUAAGAGUUGUACUGAAUUACUGUCUUUAGUUAACUGUAAUGAUGGUUAACUGUGAAUGACCUGUACGGAAUGCUUUUGAAGGAGUAGAAGUAAAAACUGAUUAAUAGAUACCAAGUGUUAUUUUGCGAACAUGAUAUAUUUUGGGUCCUUAAAUAGAAAACGACUAGAAAUCACAGCAGUACUAUUAUGUAUGGGUUAUAUGCCAACUGUGUCGGAAACAGAAUUCAUCAACUCAAUGGAGCUGUCAUGAUUAAAGUACAGUAUGCACUCAACAGACACAGGCUGUAGUUUGUAACCAAGCACACUGGUUUACUGUUGAGGACAUUGUUUGUAACAAUGAUGUAACAGGGAUGAUAACUGCCAACUUGAAAGCAUGUUUGUGUGCCCGUGGCUUGACGUACCCAGAGCUUAGUUUUCUGAGAGCAGAAUGGUCUCUUGUUGAAAUUUAAGAUGAUGUUUACUAUAUACAUAUCACUGUUUUAUUGGUUAUGUUAGGUCCAUUUAAUAAAAAGAGAAGUUUAAA